Molecule: messenger RNA, 1128 nt
Organism: Aspergillus calidoustus
Lineage: Eukaryota; Fungi; Ascomycota; Eurotiomycetes; Eurotiales; Aspergillaceae
Source: the annotation of a GenBank genome assembly
AUGGCCAUUGGGGCGAUGGUCAAGGUUGCUCCUGGGCAUGUCAGUAGUGCUUUGCCUCAGAUAUGUGCCUGUCUACGAUCUGCCUUGGAGAUUGAAGAGCUCUGUAAUAAUGCUUUCACGGUAUGGGGAGUAUUGGUAAGCUCUUUACACGAGGAAGAGGUCGAGCCGCUGCUCGAUCAAACAUUGUCCAUUGUCAUAAAGCAUUGGGACACAUUUACCCAGGAGACCAGAAAACUUGCUCACGAACUCGUCGAACACAUUUUGGGGUCUCACAACGAACUGCUGCGGGAUAUAUUUGGCACAAUGCCAUCGCUGGCAUCGAUCCCUGUCCUUGCCAAGUUUGAAGACAAAAUCAACGAGAUGAAGGAGACGAUGGAUGUUCGAAGUCACUUCCUUGCCUUUUCUCGACGGUGCUUGAGCGAAAACACGACUGUUGUCGAACAAGCCCUAACGGAGCUCGUUUCCUACCUCUCUAGACACGAGGAGUUCGUUCAUAGAUCUGUUCUCAGCGAGCAGCCUGAUCCAGCUGUGGCACACUUGGUUCGGUCCCUGCUUGACUGUACUGUGAAAUUCAACACCACCUCCGAGUCCAUCACCCUUCUCACGGCUCGCUGCCUAGGUCAUGUCGGUUGCUUAGAUCCGAACCGAGUGGAUUCGGUCAAAGAGAAGAAAGAGAUCCUCGUCCUGUCAAACUUCGAGAAAAUGGAGGAAACUUUUGAAUUCGUGCUUUUCUUUCUCCAGAAUGUGCUCGUCGAUGCGUUCUUGUCUGCUUCCAACACUAGGGCUCAGGGGUUCCUUGCGUAUGCAAUGCAGAAUCUACUGCGAUUCUGCAGCCUGAACUCCGCAGUUACCCAGCGCUCUCGCGGUGUCCAAUCCGAUGAAAAAUACCAGCGCUGGCUGGAAUUGCCUGAGGCUGUGCGCAAUACGCUAACACCUUUUUUGACAUCAAAAUACACAGUCACCGUCGGUGCGGUCAGCUCAAGAUUUGCUACAGAGUGGAAACGGAGACAACGCAAAGUCCGUAUUCAGCGUCUGCAGUCGCAUCAUCAAGGGGCAGGAUAUUUCGAUAGCUUCGUUUCUUCUUCCAUUCGCUGUCUUGAACCGCGUGGUAGGGGGCACUCAGGGUGA